This is a messenger RNA of Gilbertella persicaria, 4967 nucleotides long. Its product is annotated as SNF2 family N-terminal domain-containing protein. The record is from RefSeq and is a predicted model, not a curated record. The transcript has 10 exons. Lineage: Eukaryota; Fungi; Mucoromycota; Mucoromycetes; Mucorales; Choanephoraceae. Bases 137 to 4930 code for a protein of 1597 amino acids. Gene Ontology annotation, molecular function: ATP binding; ATP-dependent chromatin remodeler activity.
ACAACAGCAGCAGCAGUCUUUUGGUGAAGACGACUUGUUUUCAAACUUGUUGGAUCCAUCGUUGUUUGUGAAUGCGGCUGCACCACAAACAGGGCUGAAUUUCUAUUCCCAUACUGGUUUUACACAAUCUCAUUUCAUGACCCAGUCCUCUUCUACUCAGUCACAGUUUAUGAAUUUGAUUCAAUUCAAUGAACCAUUAAAUAAUCAUGCUUAUCCAGUUCAGGGCAAUUACGACGGGGUCCAAAUGUCUGGACCCAAUCAACAGUCUCGAAUGUACAACAUGACCCAAUUACAAUCCUUUUCUUCUUAUCCAUCGUUUGAACAACAGGGACGUUAUGAACAAGUCUAUUCACCUGUACAACAGAACCAAAUCAUGUUUCAGCAAGCACCUGUGCAGACGCACACUAAAAAAGCCAUAAAGAAAAGGUCUAAACGAAAAGUCAAAAAAUAUCAAGAAGAGUUCUCAGAGGAUGAUGAUGACAUGAGUCCAGCAGAACAAGUUGAAUCAGAUCAAGAAAGUGACCAAGAACCUCAACAGACAAUGCAUUCAGAUGUACCUGUAGUGAUGAUUCCCAUGGCCACCAAAACAUUUGAGAAAAUGCUGGAUUAUCGAUUAAACCCAACUACUUUACAGCCUGAACUUUUAGUGAAAUACAAGUAUGCCAGUUAUCAUCAUGUUGAAUGGGUGCCUAAAGAAAAGAUUGAAGCAGAACAUCUUGGAAAACACCGGGUUAAGAAAUUCCUGACAAAAUGGCAUCAAGAUGGUCAACGAGGCGAGGAUUUCUCAGAGUAUCUCAAGAUAGAUCGUGUGAUUGAUGAAGGUGAAUUAGUAGAUCCUCAUACAGGGGAACCUAGUCUUUAUUAUCUUGUCAAGUGGAAUGGCUUAUUUUAUGAUGCCAGUACUUGGGAAAGUGAACAAGAUGUUCAAAAGAUGGACAUGUCUAAAAUACUUGAAUAUCAACGCCACCGUAUUAUUUCUCAAGAGAAACUGCCUGAUCCACCUACGCGCUAUGAACUAGGCCCCUUUGUGCCUUAUGAAAAGAGCAUGAAAUACAAGUUUGGAAAUCAACUCAGACCUUAUCAACUGGAAGGAUUGAAUUGGAUUCGGUUCUGUUAUUAUAACCAUCGUUCUUGUAUUUUAGCUGAUGAAAUGGGUCUUGGUAAAACUGUUCAAUCGGUUGCUUUUCUGAAUGACAUUUACUAUCAACUCAAUAUUCGUGGUCCAUUUCUGAUUAUUGCACCUUUAUCAACUAUUCCCCACUGGGAAAGAGCCUUUCGUGCCUGGACAGAUUUGAAUGUGAUUGAUUAUCGUGGUACUGUCUUAUCCCGCGACUUAUUGGUCGAGACAGAAUUUUAUUUCAAAGAUGUUCAGAACAAACCCAUUCCAAACAGAUACAAGUUUGAUGUACUCAUCACAACUUAUGAAAUGGCUUCAGUAGGUUCUUCUCAUAUUAGAGAUAUUCCAUGGAAAUGCGCUGUGUUUGAUGAAGCACAUCGAUUAAAAAACAAGCAAUCCAAAGUGGGUGAAGUACUCAAGAGUUUCUCAAUUGACCAUAAACUGUUAUUGACGGGUACACCAUUACAAAACAAUCUGGAUGAAUUAUACAGUCUAUUGAAUUUCAUGCAACCUGAAGUGUUUUGUAAUGAAAAGGCAUUCUUUGCUGAAUAUGGUAAUCUACAGACAGCUACAGAAGUAGAGAAACUUCAAGCAUUGUUAAAACCCAUCAUGUUGAGAAGAUUUAAAGAAGAUGUUGAAAAAAGUAUUCCAGUCAAAGAAGAAACAGUGAUUGAAGUCGAAUUAACAAACCCUCAAAAGAAAUGGUAUCGAGCUAUUCUUGAGAAGAACUUUAGUUUCUUAAAAAAGGGUGCCAAAAGUAACAAAGAAAUGCCUCAGUUGCGUAAUAUCAUGAUGCAACUCCGUAAAUGCUGUAUUCAUCCUUAUUUGUUGGAUGGUGCAGAAGAAGUGAUUGUGAAUGAAACUGGAGCCAAGACACUUCAAGAUCAAUUCAAAUGCCUGAUUGGUUCUUCUGGUAAACUUGUCUUGAUUGAUAAACUACUUCGUAAACUGUUUGAAGGAAACCAUAAAGUGUUAAUCUUUUCUCAAUUCACAAGUUGUCUGGAUAUUUUGUCUGAUUAUCUUCGGGGCCGUCAAUAUCCUCAUGAACGUAUUGAUGGAAGUGUCCCUGGUGAACAGAGACAAGUUGCCAUUGAUAGAUUCUCUACUAUGCCAAUUGACCAAUCGUUUGUGUUCUUAUUAUGUACAAGAGCAGGUGGUGUGGGUAUCAAUUUAACUGCUGCAGACACUUGUAUCAUUUUCGACAGUGAUUGGAACCCACAAAACGAUUUACAGGCUCAAGCCAGAUGUCAUCGUAUUGGCCAAACAAAACCAGUUCAAGUCUAUCGUCUGAUUUGUCGCAACACAUACGAAAAAGACAUGUUUGAUCGUGCAGGUAUGAAACUCGGUCUGGACAAGGCAGUCAUGCAACGCAUGAACUCAAACACAGCUCAGCCAUCUUCAAAAGAUACCCUACCUUUCUCUAAAAACGAACUUGAACGCAAAGAAAUCGAAGACCUGUUAAAAAAGGGUGCUUAUGGUGCCAUCAUGGACGAUGAAGAAAGUACACAGUUCUGUGAAGAAGACAUUGAUCAAAUCCUGGAAAGACGCACGACCGUCAUUCGACAUGAAGGCAACGAGAAAGGAUCGAUUUUCUCCAAGGCCACUUUUUCUUCUUCGACAGGACAACAGAAAGUAGAAUUGGACGAUCCUGAUUUUUGGGAGAAAUGGGCUACACAGGCACAUUUGGAUCUGAAUGACUUCCAAGAUGAAAAUGAAUUGAUUGUGUAUGAGCCACGUCGUCGACGACAAGUGCAACGGUUUGGUACACGUACAGCAGAUGGCUCUUGGUCAGAUCAAGAGAAUGCAGAUGAUUCUGACGCUUAUGAAGACGAAUCUGAGCGAUCCCGAAAGCGAGACAUGCCUCGUCCUUGGACACUUUCUGAAAAGACAAAAUACGAGCGCAAACUGAUGAUUUAUGGCUAUGGGCCAUGGCAUCAAAUGCAGGCCCAUUUCCCCCGUCGAUCAGAACAAGACCUAAAGGCUGUCACUCGAUGCUUAAUGCGUAAAAUCAAACAAGGCAUGGAAGCCAACACAGAAGAAGAUCGCAAGUUGUUGCAAGAUAUCGAUUUUAUUCUUGAUCAGGACGCUCAGCAGGACAGUCCUGAUGAACAAGUGCCUUACCUCGGUGCUUCUCGAAAACAAAUCACGGAAUUCAAGUCGUUCUUGAUUCAGGCACCUGCUGAUUACAUCGAGCAUAUUGAACGUAAAGGCCGAAACUUUUUGCUUCGUAUUCAAAUGUUGCAUAUGGUACGUGAUCGUAUUGUGCCCAAGGACUGGCAGGAAGCCAAACAACUCGCGAUGCCUAAAGUCACAGGUUCUUUGCCUUGUGAUUGGUGGGGUGAAGCAGAAGAUCGUGAUCUCUUGCUUGGGAUCUGUAAGCACGGUUACCAACAAUACUUGACGAUGCGCAAAGACAAGGAGUUCUGUUUCUUUGGUAAAAAAUUUGACGACAGUAAAGCAGGCACACUUCAAGAAGACGACGAUGAACCUGAGAAGCAGCAAGAAGAUCCUUCGGAUGUUGCAAGUACAGAUGAUGCAACUGUCUAUGUCUGGCCAUCCAAAGCAGAUAUCGGUAUGCGUCUACGUCGCAUCAUUGCUGCUUUUUUACGUGAGCAAGGGAUCGAGAACAAAAAGAAACGAGCUGUGGCUGGUCAGACAGAGAACCGACCUACUCGUCAACGUACCCGUGCAUCGGAUUCGGGUCAUCGUUGGCAAAAAAAGAACCGUAGUGAUUUCAUGAAGACCAUCUUAUCGUUUGGCGUAGAGACCGUGUCUGGCGAUCCAAAUAUUCGCUGGGAUCGAUUUAGAGAGAUCUCGGGCUUAGACAAACGUUCAGAUGCUUCUUUAGAUCAAUACUAUUAUAAAUUCUUGGCUGCUUGUAAAGAAAUCAUGAAGAAGCAAGAACAAAAGCAAGACCAAGAUGAAAAGAGCCGUGAGUCAAGUGAAGAGCCAACAACGGUAACAGAAGAUGAAUUAGCAUUGGUCAAUAUCAUUCCAUACGAUAAAGCAAGACGUGCAUUGAAGCGCAUUGAACAGAUGAAAAUGAUUCGUGAGCAUGUCAUGGUCGAUCCUGAUUUUGAUCAUGCUAUAGCCAAAGCCAGAAAGACAUCGGGCUUGCCACCUUGGUGGCAAGUACCUUUGCAUGAUAAAGCAUUAUUACAGGGCAUUUGCAAGCAUGGUAUUGGUCGACAUGAUUUGAUGAUUACAGACACAGAACUACCAUUUCAUCAGAUUGCAAAGGACAUGAUAGACGCACAGGAUCCAGACCUGGAAUCCACUACUAUCAUGUUGACUCGCAUUGCUUGGCCCAAGGAGCUUGUGAUUGCCAGACGCAUCAAUGCCUUAUGCUCCUUAAUCCUUCGACCCAAGCCAGAAAAGCGUGCCAGAAACCAAAAACCUAAACCCUCAGAGACGAAUCAUUCGAUGGCCUCGAGCAGUACGGCUGUACCUCGUUCCAACAUGGGCGGCAAGACGAUUUUACCUUUCCUUUCUUCCAUGACAGCCAGUGCUUCAUCCUAUCACCCUUAUGCCAGUGAUGAUAAUUCCGAGAGUGAAGAUGAGAUGGAUCGACAGAAACGAGCUCGAUAUGAAUUAUACCAGCAACCUCAACAGCGAGUUCCUACUAAACCCUUGAAAUCGCAAGGAUUUAGAUACCCACCACCCCAAUAUAUGCAGUCUAGUACAAGUGCUGUUCAUACCUUUGCAACAUCCUCAGAAAAGAGUUCAUCUUCUACUAUGGAUGAUGAAGAGAUGGAAGAAGGUGAAAUUACAGACUCUGAAGAUAGUAUGGACAAAUUAUCCUUUGCAUUUUAAAUAACAAUAACAAUAACAAUAACAAGCCUUUUUUCUU